AUGACAGGCCUCCGAUACAACAAGCUCAUCCCUAUGAAGAAUGCUGAGCUGAAGGCUCUGCUCAAGGAGCGGGACCUGCUGACGACGGGCAAAAAGGCUGAGAUGGUUGCUCGGCUGGAGGCUGAUGACGAGGCCAAGGCUGCUGGUGGUGCUGAGACUGGCAACAAGGCUCAUGCUGAUGCUGGUGCUUCUACUGCCGCUGCUGCUGGUGGUGGUGCUGCUGCUGCUGCCGCUACCGCUACUGGUGCUGCUCCGCCGUCGUCGUCAUCGGCCUCUGCUGCGCCGGGCAUCAUCUCCAUGGCUGCGGUCAAGGAUGAUGCUGCUGAUCCCAUGUCGCUGGAGGCGCGGAAGGCUCGUGCUGCCCGCUUUGGUGUUCCGGUCAAGUACACCCCCGAGGAGGAGGCCAUGAUCAAGCUCCGCGAGCUGGAGGAGCUCGAGGCCAAGCGCAAGGCUCGCGCGGAGCGCUUCGGCACCGAGUACAAGCCGCUGCCGGAGACUCUUGCCGCCCGCCGCAAGGCGCCCACCAUCGGGCCCAAGCCCGUCCUUGACGCUGCCGCCAUCAAGGCCCGCGCCGCCCGCUUUGGCACCGAGCUCCCCAAGGAGCUCGCCGACAAGGAGGAGGCCGAGCUCCGCCGCAAGCGCAAGGAGCGCUUCGGCACCUCGGUGGCUCCCUCGGCCGAGCCGCUGCUUAAGAAGGCCAAGGGCCUGUAG
Molecule: messenger RNA, 711 nt
Organism: Thecamonas trahens ATCC 50062
Lineage: Eukaryota; Apusomonadida; Apusomonadidae
Exons: 2
Coding region: 1-711 (236 amino acids)
Biological process (GO): poly(A)+ mRNA export from nucleus
Cellular component (GO): nucleus
Source: RefSeq, a predicted model, not a curated record